AUGAAGUGGAGGCUCACUUCUCGUGUCUUAUGUGAUAAGAAUGUGUCACUGAAACUUAAAGGUAUGAUUUACAAAGCAGUAGUUAGACCGACUAUGAUGUAUGAGGCAGAGUGCUGGCUGAUCAAGAACUUUCAUGUCCAGAAGAUGAAAGUAACUGAAAUGAGGAUGUUGAGAUGCAUGUGCCAUCAUACCAGGUUAAAUAAGAUUAUGAAUGAAGUUAUUCGGUAUAAGGUGGGAGUGGCCCCCAUGGAAGAUAAGAUGCGGGAGGCGAGGUUGAGAUGGUUCAGACAUGUUAACAGGAGAAGCACAAAAGCCCACUUUUCUUUAGCUGAGGAUUUAUCGGAAAUAACCUCCCUGCCUUCUAGGGUAGGGAUAAAAUUGCGUACAUUUUACCCUCCCCAGACCCCACUACCUCACUUGUGGGAAUUUGCUGAGUUUGUUGCUGUUGUUGUUGCACAGCAACUGGCCAUUGCCCAAUUGCAAAGCCAUCCGAGAACUCCCAGCACAGCGGCACUAGAGACAGCUCCCCCCGCCGAACAAGUACCAGAAAGAUCAAGCAAUAACGG
Nicotiana tabacum (common tobacco) is the source of this 566-nucleotide messenger RNA. The record is from RefSeq and is a predicted model, not a curated record. Lineage: Eukaryota; Viridiplantae; Streptophyta; Magnoliopsida; Solanales; Solanaceae.